Messenger RNA from Trametes versicolor FP-101664 SS1, 195 nucleotides. RefSeq lists its product as uncharacterized. Gene Ontology annotation, biological process: mitochondrial respiratory chain complex I assembly; electron transport chain. The record is from RefSeq and is a predicted model, not a curated record. The coding region runs from base 1 to 195 and encodes 64 amino acids. Gene Ontology annotation, cellular component: mitochondrion. The transcript has a single exon. NCBI's taxonomy places the organism in Eukaryota, Fungi, Basidiomycota, Agaricomycetes, Polyporales, Polyporaceae.
AUGGCCACCCCGCCCGACCCCCAGCUCUACCGCGACCCCUGGGCGAAGCGUGAGGCCUGGCGCAAGCACCCCGUCUUCUCCCGCCGCGCCAUGUUCGCCAGGGCCUUCCCGGGCUUCGGCGUCGCCGUCGUCGCGUUCACCACCUACGUGAUUGCAGAGAACAUGCUCACAAAGGAGAAGAAGCCGGCGCACUGA